AUGGAUGAAGUGGAUAAAGUGGAUGAAAUAGAUAAAGCAGAUGAGACAGAUAAAGUGGAUGAAGCAGAUGAAGUGGAUAAAGCAGAUAAAGCAAAUGAAGCAGGAGAAGCAGACGAAACAAACGAAGCAAAUAAAAAUGAUCCCGAGAUAGUU
Molecule: messenger RNA, 153 nt
Organism: Racocetra persica
Lineage: Eukaryota; Fungi; Glomeromycota; Glomeromycetes; Diversisporales; Gigasporaceae
Source: the annotation of a GenBank genome assembly